CAAAGACGGGUAUCAAAAGUGUCUCUAACGCAAUAGUCGAGGACUAGAAAUGAAAAAAAUCAAAGUCGAGUAUCAAAAGUGUCAAUGACAUAAUAGUCGGAGGACUAAAAGUGACAAAAAUUCCAUAAUAUUUAGUAUACUUUCUAAAGAUGCAAGUAUAAACUAAAAAAGUAAUUAUGUGUUGUAAGAUGAGAAUUAACUUUCUGCUCAUAAAAUGGUACCCUAGUAACUACCCUAUAAAUACGAAACUAAAUUAUUCAACAUUUGCAACAACAUUACCGAAACAGAAUACAUGAACAAAUAAGAAACAACAAUAUAACUCAUACCCAAGUUGCAAAUAAUUGCUACUAUGGUUUGCUUUUAAAGAUAUACGAUAGUAUUAUUAACACUUACAAAAUAUAAAUGAGGCCCAUGUAAGGGAGGCCCAAGGCUAACUCCCCAUGUAUGUGGCCCAUAUGACAAUUUGAUCAUCUCAUGUGUUCUUGUAAAAAAAGUCUUACGUGUUUUUAACUAUUGUGUCUUUUCAUUCAUUCCUUCCACACAAAGUUAGCUUUCUACUAGUACUUACCUGGUCGAAGCACAAGCGGUGCUAUCAUGCGGAAUCAGCGAGGUGAACUACCAGGUUAAAAAAAAAUUAGCUUUAUACUGUGUAAAUAUACUCACUAAUAUCACUAGCAUCAACUCAAUAUAGUUUGAGUACUUAUGUAUCAAGAAUAACAUCACACGGUUAAGUACGUACAUUAUAUAACAAAUCUUAGUCGAGCAUCUCAUAUAAUCAAAAUUUGUACUCUUAAACUCCGGUAGUUAGAUAGUCCGGAUUAAAACGAAGACUCCCAGCACCACAAAAUUACUUUUAGGCUUUCCCAAUAUGAUGAUCAAUAGUACAAUUAUGAUAUCACUUGAGAAUGCGACUCCCAAAAUGAUCAAAUUAUUAAUACUCGUAUAAUUAUGAUUGUAGUAGUUGUUGGAAAAAUGUGUGAAAAAAUUGCAUUAAAUGGCUAUUUUGGGGCAAUUUUUUGAGUGGGGUCCACUUCCGAUUUGGGUCGGGUUAAAGUGGUUUCGGAUUGUCCUUGCUUAGGGCUACAAUUCGAUAUAUGGUACGCUCAAAACGGAUAACGGGUGAAUGAGAAAUCGCUUUUCGAAGUUUACCCGUUAGAAGGGAAAACUGGGAAAAAAGGAUGGGUUUCUAGUGUUAAUUUCCCACACCGGAAAACCCAAGGGAUUUGCAACCCUUUAUAAAGGGACCCCCGCCUUAUGGAGUUAAGAUUCCUAAGGGUAAAGGCUCUCUCCACGCGCGCAGGGGGGGUGCAAAUCAAAUCCCGAAUUCGGAGAAGAAAAACCGCGACUUGCGUGCGCGGGCGACCUGCGGACACGAAUGUCGUCCAAAAAUCUAUCUCUCAAGAGAUGACAACUCUGAUGGGCGGCCAUCAGAAUACUCCAUCUCUGAUGGGCGGCUAUCAGAAUACCCCAUUAGGGGUUCUGCCAUCAGAGAUGACAAUUAAUUCUUGGACUUCUCUCUGCUUGAUUCUAUUGAAGAAGAGCCACAACCAUCUAAAUAUUUUUUGUCCAUAGGCAGUGAUGAAAUUAAGAGAAUGACAAAGAUACAGAGAAAGUCAUAAAGGCAUUGAAGAAGGAGAAAAUUUAUGUGAGGAUGCGAAUUGAAUAGAAGUCAGAAAUGAGAAAGGAAAGAGAAAAUGCCACAAAUAGUCCCAGACUUUUGUGGCACUACCUAGUUUAGUCCCCAAUAUUACAUUUGCUCAUUUAUGAUCCUCCACUUAUAUGUACUGACCAACUUUAGUCCUAUUUUAUUUUGACGGUCUAGCCUCUGUUAAUUAGGAUAAACUAUCGUUUCAGACACCUCUCCAAACAUAACGACACUCUACAACCUCUGCAACUUUAAACCUAGCUCUUCCCCCAAGGUUUAGUGAAGAAAGCUGACGGAAGAAAUGGAACAAUGAAGAGAUAGAAAUGGUGUCGCUCCGCAAUACGAUAGGGUAGAUGAUAAGAGCUUCUUUACUUUGAAGUUGAAGCAUGGCGGAAAGAUUAAUCCAAAUUCACAAUUGGGAUAUAUUGGUGGGACUAUAUGGAUAUUGAUGAGUGGGGCUUAAUUACACUCAGGGAAAAAGUAAAGGAGUUGGGCUAUGAAUACUUGAAGACAAAAUUAUUCACUUUAUCAAGUUGUGGGUUCGUAAGUGAACUACUUACUGAUUCUGAUGUUUGGUGUUUAAUGGACCAUGGUGUGAGGCCUACACAAAUUGAAGUAUGGGUUGAAACACUUGAGUCCUCAAAUACAGAAUUUUGUCAUCCAAUUCACGAGAACGCAGCAGCUUCACAAAGCAUUGACGAGGAGGAAAAUGAAGACCAUAUGAGUUUUGAACAGGAGGAUUUGUAUAACAGACUAUGAUAUGAACGAACCAAUGCUGGAUGAUCUUGACUUUGACAAGUUUAUUGAUUUUGAUGUUGAAUAUGCAGGAGUAGAUACACCAUGUAACUACACAAUGGAAAAUGAAAGUCAUCAACAAAUAGUGGAUGAUGGCUUGAAUUUUUCUGGAGGUGAUAUUAGCAAAAAAUCAGAAGGCGCGGCAGAGGGUAAGAAGUGGCCCGUUUUCAAACCAUGUGUAGACAUGAAGAAUCCUAACUUUCGCGUCGGUUUAACAUUUGCAAGCCGAGAUGAGUUUAAAGAGGCUAUACACAACUAUGCUUUCAACAAUGGGAAGGAUUUGAAGUUCGAAAAGAACGAUAAGGUGAGAGUUACUGUUUCGUGUAAACAUCCUAAUUGCCCGUGGAAAAUAAACUGUAGAAACCUUAAAAACACUUCUUCUUGGAGGGUGUUAGAAUUUGUUGAAAACCAUGAAGGAUGCUCAUGGGCGUUUCAUAACAAAAUGGUUACGGCUUCAAAGGUUGGUAAAAGAUGGGAAAAUGCAAUAAAGAGCCACAGCAAUUGGAAGAUUAAAGAAUUUAGAGAUAAAGUCUCUUCAGAUGACAAGUUUCAUUUGAGUAAGAGACAAGCAUAUAGGGCAAUGAGAAAGGCGAAAGCAGAGAUUCAGGGUGAAGAAGAGGAAGACUUCACCAAGUUAUGGAGUUAUUGUUUAGAAAUCCAUAAAACAAAUCCUAAGACAACAUGUGUUGUUAAGCUGAGUGAUGUUGAUGUUACGGAAGAAGGAAAAAGGUUCUUAAGAAUAUACAUAUGUUGGGAGGCUUGUAAGGAGGGCUACAAAUAUUGUAGACCCAUUAUUGGGCUGGACGGUUGUCAUUUGAAAUGCAAAUUGGGGGGGCAAUUAUUAACAGCUGUGGGGAUUGAUUCAAAUGAUAGUAUAUUCCCAUUAGCUUAUGCAAUUGUGGAAAGAGAAAAAAAAGAUUCAUGGACAUGGUUUUUGGAGUUGCUUAAGAAUGAUCUUCAGAUCACAGCAGUCGCCGAAAGACACCUGUGGAAAGCUCUGAUGUUCGAACUACAAACUUUGAAGAAGACAACUACUUUCAUGUUUACAUCUGCUAGUUCUUAAUUAUUUUGUAAUCAAGA
This is a messenger RNA of Cuscuta epithymum, 3520 nucleotides long. The record is from the annotation of a GenBank genome assembly. Lineage: Eukaryota; Viridiplantae; Streptophyta; Magnoliopsida; Solanales; Convolvulaceae.